GCCCACAAACUCGCGAUGGCUACUGUCUGCCGAGAUAGGACACGUCAAAGGAUCAUAAUGGCAAAAAGAGACUAACACUUCGAUUUAGACAGUGGAAACAAGUAAGCAUCUUCAUCAUUUGAUUUGCGCUCUUUACACUUGAACAAUAUGUGAUUAGUUUUUUUGCGAGUUCAUAUUUCGAAAUCAUAUUGUUCAAUUCGAGUGCUAUGCUAUUCUUUUCUUUUCUUUUGUUUGGUGUUUGAUUAUGGAUGCUGACCAAUUUCCCACCAACCUUGAGUCGAGAUAACACAAUUAACUAGAUUCGGAUCAAACGUCUCCAAGCGCUUGUAGGGGAGAUAAUAUCAGCUACAAGCCAGUGGUUAUCUGAGCCUAUUUUUCACCGUUUUGACUGACACCUGGAUCACAGUCGCAACUCCACUAGGAGCUUCACGGAGCCCGAGUGAAGAUGCUCACCGAGGAGCGGCUUUAUCAUCUUUGAGGGCGCGGAGCGCACUGGUCUGUUCGUAGAGUGAAACCAAAAGCUAUAAAGGAUUUAACUUAAAAGUAAAGGAUAUUUGGAAUCACUCAGAGUAAGAAGGAAUUUCUGUUGCAGUCUGCUUCAGCGGCACUUGACUUGGGAAGCAGACACUUAAUACUUAGCAUACUUUGAAUCUUACCGAUGGAUUUCUUUAACGGGUCAAAUUUCUCCCUCGGGGACAGUAAUUCAACAACAACAGCUGCAGAUCGGGCCCUUUAUUGCAGUGCCAUCCUCCCUGUCAUCUUUGGCACCAUCUGCUUUCUGGGUAUCAUGGGGAACUUUAUUGUUAUCUACACCAUCAUGAAGAAGACCAAGUGCCGUGCCAAGCAAACUGUUCCAGACAUCUUUAUCUUAAACUUGUCAAUUGUUGAUCUCCUGUUUCUCCUCGGGAUGCCAUUCCUCAUCCACCAGUUGCUGGGCAAUGGUACCUGGCACUUUGGAGCCGCAAUGUGUACGGUCAUCACUGCGCUUGACUCCAAUAGCCAGAUUGUCAGUACUUACAUCCUCACCGCAAUGACCCUCGACCGUUACUUGGCUACUGUCCAUCCUAUCCGCUUCAACUAUGUCCGCACACCUUGUGUGGCAGCACUGGUCAUUGGCCUGGUGUGGGGUCUGUCCUUACUCACCAUCAUCCCCGUGUGGAUGUACGCAGGCCUGAUGCCCCUCCCAGAUGGCCUGGUGGCCUGUGCUCUCCUUCUGCCUGACCCAGUCACUGACACAUAUUGGUUUACGCUUUACCAGUUCUUCUUGGCAUUUGCUAUACCUUUGGCCAUCAUCUGCCUGGUGUUCUUCAAGAUCCUCCAGCACAUGUCCACCAGCGUGGCACCACUGCCUCCACGUAGUUUGAGGGUGCGCACCAAGAAGGUGACCCGGAUGGCAGUGGCUAUCUGCUUGGCUUUCUUCAUCUGCUGGGCCCCAUACUACAUCCUUCAGCUGGUCCACCUUGGGGUGCAAAAGCCAAGCCUAGCUUUCUCCUAUGCCUACAACAUAGCCAUUAGCAUGGGCUAUGCUAAUAGUUGCAUCAACCCAUUCCUCUUCAUUAUCCUCAGUGAGACCUUCAAGAGACAGCUUCUCAGGGCUGUGCGCCCGGUUAAUCGAAAGUUCCGUGUAAACCCGAGCACCACUGAUGGUGGCAGUGUGAGUGUGAGAAUGGUACCUGAAGGGGCUCAGCAGGCGCAAGCCUCUGAGAUGAUACCGUCCAAUGAGGCCCCACAAUGAAUAGGGAACAACAAUCACGAUAACUUUAUUACUGUGUAUCUGUGCAACUGGUAAGCACUAUGAAUGGGACAUUAACAGAAAAACACAUAGACCUAUACAUGUUGUUUCUGAACAGCAAUGCCAACUCAAUUUGAGCAUUUUUUUUACACAGUAUGUUCUCUUUUUUUCAGCGAAGACCUGAAACUGAACUAUCAUUCAUGAGUCUAUAUUUAUCUAACCAGCAUGCUGCAGCCACUUACUGGGCUUGUUCCACCUUUUUAAAAUACAUAUAUAGUCAUAGGUCAAUUUGUUGAAUCUGUUCAAAUCAUCACAAACCUUCAUUUAAUUUGACUUGAGUUUGUACAUAAAGCCAGGAAAAAACAAUCAAUGAAAUCUUAUAGUUUUGCUCAGUUGAACUUAUUCACUCGUCUUACAAACCUGUGAUUUCCUUUUGAAUUGCACUAGUGGUAUGGGUUUAAGACCAGUUAAUCUGCUACAUUCUGAAAACGCCUUAAUACCAGUUUGGCUGUAAUAGGCCUAUACAUGACUGUAAAUAAUAG
Molecule: messenger RNA, 2274 nt
Organism: Micropterus salmoides (largemouth bass)
Lineage: Eukaryota; Metazoa; Chordata; Actinopteri; Centrarchiformes; Centrarchidae
Gene: mchr1a
Product: melanin-concentrating hormone receptor 1a
Exons: 2
Coding region: 659-1735 (358 amino acids)
Biological process (GO): neuropeptide signaling pathway
Cellular component (GO): neuron projection; membrane
Molecular function (GO): neuropeptide binding; melanin-concentrating hormone receptor activity
Source: RefSeq, a predicted model, not a curated record